Molecule: messenger RNA, 1006 nt
Organism: Onychostoma macrolepis
Lineage: Eukaryota; Metazoa; Chordata; Actinopteri; Cypriniformes; Cyprinidae
Exons: 4
Coding region: 152-757 (201 amino acids)
Source: RefSeq, a predicted model, not a curated record
UUGGUUUGAUGGUUUUAGAGGGAUUUUGGGCAGAAGACCAAGCUACUCCAGCUAAAACCAGGAUAUCAGGAUAGUUUAAAAGUGAUUUUUUAUUAUUUUUUCAGAUUGUUAGAGAAUUUUAGGUGUAAUAAUCACAUACAUCACAUCUGAAAUGCUUUGGUCUCCCAUGAUCCCCAGAGAACAUCUUCAACCAACAAAUACAGACAUACUAGGGAGGAGAAGCGCUCAUGUACAUCAAAGCAUGAAGAGCAAUAUCAGUCCCAGCUAUUGUUACAUGCUGAGACCUGCAGUCCAUACAGUGGCGAUUCGCCGCAGUCAGACUCCCAGGAGGCCGCGGGUGUCUGGACAUGAUGUCACACCUCUAACAUCUUCUAGCCUCUGCUACCUGAAAGUGACAGCACUUGGCCGGAGAGAAAGCCUGUGUGGAUGCGAUCGCUUGUGUUUCUCUGCACUCAGUACUAGAGGAGGUGCUACAGGUACAAGUGGAGCCGCGGUUUCACCUAAAAGCAGAAAGAGCGUCCCAGAGGUCCCUCAACAUCCCCCGCAUGUCUCUUUUCUCUUCCCUCCUUCUUUCUCUCUCGCCUCACUGAAGCCGUCCGAUCGCGUUAGCCUCAUCGCAGUGCUAAAACGCUCUCUCUGCGCCCCCCUGUCCUCUGCGCUGUUGCCGCCCUCAUUUCCACCAAACAGAAACAUUUUGAAAAUCUCUCAGACAAGGAAAGAUCGUGGGCCUCACUUCCUGCGCUGGGUUUGUGUUUGAUAACGCUCAAGACAACAUAAUGCCAAUAAUGACAGAAAAUUACUCCAGUGAUUCUGUAAUUAGCUUGUGGAUCUGUUGGACAUUAUGGUCAGCGUUUUUUAGGGUGUUAUCAAAUGCAAAGCUGAAUAAUCAGCAGAGAUCAUCUCCAACAGCCACGUUACGGUCACAAGACUACACGCAAAAAUCACAGGUAGCUGACAGGAAAGCAGAAAUUUGAUUUUCUAAGCGUAUUCAUAUCAAAGAGUUAUG